Messenger RNA from Melanotaenia boesemani (Boeseman's rainbowfish), 3991 nucleotides. RefSeq names its product MTOR associated protein, eak-7 homolog (gene meak7). Gene Ontology annotation, biological process: TOR signaling. The transcript has 10 exons. The record is from RefSeq and is a predicted model, not a curated record. The coding region runs from base 23 to 1771 and encodes 582 amino acids. NCBI's taxonomy places the organism in Eukaryota, Metazoa, Chordata, Actinopteri, Atheriniformes, Melanotaeniidae.
UUAUCAGCUCCUCCGUCUCUAGAUGCGGGAGGAAGUCCUGGGCCGCAGCUCGUCGGUUUGCGGGACUUCAGACGCGUGCGUUUGUGAGGGCCACUGCGCAUGUCAUAUUUUUGCUACACCCAACGUUUUCCAUGUUGUUGGGGGAGGAAACGCUCCUUUGUUUUGCUGCCUAGCGUUAGCUUACCCCACCUUGUUCUCCAGCAUACAUUUAGAUCUCGAGCUAACAAUUUAUUUUCCUGAUAACAGAUUAACCUGCUGUUUUGAAGCACGCGCCCCUGUUCUGAAGACUUCUUUAAAACCGAGCAUCAUGGGUAACACGGACAGCGUGGUGGUGCAGAAGCGUCUGGCCCGCUUCCGGCCCGAGGAGCGCCCCGUGGUGGAGGGGGUCUUCAGCAAGCUCCAGGCUGGUGCAGCAGGAAAAACUCUCACGCUGGAGAUGCUUCAGUCCUCCAUGGGCAGCUUGGCCUCAGACUCCAUGGUGAAGAGAGUCUACGGGUGCAUGUGUGGUAUCGAUCCCGGACUUGCAGGGUCUGGGAAGACCAGCAAACCCCCUACCUCUGGAGUAAGUCAGGAGCAGCUGAUGGUCUUUCUUGCGGACACCCUUCGAGGCACCGCAGAGGAACGGGCUCCGCUUGUCAUGGCCAUGUCCCACAAUGCAGCAGGGCCAGCAGCAGCAGCUGUCACGUGUGACCAGGUGGCAGAGUUCCUACAAGACCUGAUUUCUGCUGUAGUUAAUAUUCUGGCCCAGCGGGGGCGCCUGCAGGGCUGGAAGCCUGAGAAAAUGGCCGAUGGCUCCUUUGGUGUUAAAAUACUGGCAGAGCAGAUCUGUUCUGAGCUCAGACCCUCAGAUCAGGGAAGUUGUGAUGUCUCUUAUUUGGAGGACUGGAUCUUUAGAAACUCCCAGGUUUCACUGUACUUAGAGAUGCUGGUAUCUGAGGGCCUAAAUGUUGACCUGAGUAGCCGACCGCCUCCGAUUCUGCUGCCCCCCUGCAAGGAGACACCAUGGAAAGAAUUGAGGAGUCUGCUCGACCUUCCCACUGUCAUGUUUCUGGCCCCACAGAGACGUCUAUUAUUUACAUUUGUGGAGUCGUCUCUUUCCAGCAGUGUCCUGAAGAUGAGAAACCACUUCACUACUUUUUCUUCUGGGAGGCUGCAUGACGUUACAUUGCCAGACAGCUACAGCGCCCCCUGGAGGCUCGUGUUUUCCACAGAACUGCAUGGAGAGAGUUUCACCAAGAUGUUGAGUGGCCUAACUAAGCAUGGCCCCACCCUGCUGCUCAUUAAAGACACUAAGGGACAUGUUUUUGGAGGCUUUGCUUCGCACGCGUGGGAAAUAAAACCUCAGUUUCAAGGUGACUCCAGAUGCUUCCUGUUCACUGUGAUGCCCCGACUGAGAGUUUAUACAGCGACAGGAUACAACGAGCACUUCAUGUACCUCAACCAUAACCAACAGACCAUGCCCAACGGGCUGGGUAUGGGUGGUCAGCACGACUACUUCGGCUUGUGGCUGGACUGUGAUUUUGGCCGUGGUCAUAGCCGUGCACGGCCCAAAUGCACCACCUACGGCAGCCCUCAGCUGUCUGGAGACGAGGAUUUCACGCUGGACUCUCUGGAAGUGUGGGCUGUAGGAAAACCACCAGAACCAGAGGAGGAUGAGGAGGUGGAGGGCAAGAAGAGCGUCCUGGAUUCAGAUCUGGAGGUGCAAGCUAUGAUGGAGCUGACGGGCAAGACUCUGCACAGUCAGGGACUCCGGGAGCCGGAGGAAGACUAGGACCAGUGACCGGUGUCACGUAGACCUUUCCGCUCACAAACCCUUGCUUUUUUUUUUUUUUCCACUGCUGCUGAAAUUACUCACAUGUUGUCACCCUCCACCAGGCUGUGGAUGACAUCAUCACAUGAUAAACCAAAUCACAUGUGACCAUAAUGUUCACCGGUUGUAAAAUCUGUGGAUUCGCACUGAAAGCGCUCUGGCCCGUCGGCACCGUGCAGUGAACACACUGAGAACUAAAUGAAGGUGAAAGGGUGAGUUUGUCCUGCUAAUCAGGGGCAGUAAAAUAAGAUGGAAACAUCUCGAAUCAAAGGAGAUUAGGAAGAUUUUAAAAAAGGCUGGUGAAACUGGCGCGAUGGACAGGUUACCUGGACAGGUGUACCUGGCUCUCGCCUGCUAAGUGCUGGCAUAGGCUCCACCUCCCUCACGACCCUGAACUGGACCAGCGGUGUAGAAAAUGAAUGGUGGUUUUCAGUAUUUUAAGUGUCAGGACUCAGUGGAGGACUUUUCCACAUCAGGGAUGACGAAGACUUUCUUCUACCUCAGACAGACUGAAUGCACAUGCAACAAAACUUUAACCAGCUUUCCAGACUGGAUGCACAUCUACUUAUUUAUUUAUUAUUCCAGACCACUUUUUACUUUGCUCACAUCCAGUUUUGUGGUCCAUCUGAUCUCCAUGGGCGGUCGACAACGCUCUGCUGCAGCCGUGGUUUAAUCUCUUACUUGGUUCAGCCAGACCAGCGCCGUGGGCCGAGCUCUAGUCUCUGUUCUCUGAGAUGAACUGACGUAAACUUGUGCAGGUUAGUACCUGGUGUUCCACCAUGGCUCCUCUUUGACUGGAUAAAUUCAAAGUUCACUGGAUAAACGGGGCAACCAAUCACCCGGCUCGUUACUGUGUCCUAGCACUGGGACUGGCUUUAGCUCUGUGCUAACAGUCGGGCAGCGUAGCUCCGAAGAUAAAAGCAAUAAAUGAGCUAUUUAUGUUCAUGUACAGGGAACCCAACUGGUUGCUGCUGGCAGUAGCCCAGACAUGACGAGGUCAAGAAGGCCUCAUGUGGAGCAGUAAAAGUUCUGAGGUUGCCAUGGUGAUAAGGCCUUAAAUCCUUCUAAAUCUGAGGGAAAUUAAAAACGUUUUCUUUGUAUCUGUACUUAAAAUAUUGUCCCUAAUCCGUGAUAGAUUCGUUGUGGCGGUGGUGACUGACAAGGGUUUCUACUGCAAGGCGAAGGCUGUCCAACAGGCUCAACAUCCUCAGCCUCCAGGCCCUCGCAUGCAUCCUCACUCUGAUCCAUAGCAACCUGAACCGCACUUGUUCCUCAUAAAAUUGAAUCCAACUAUUACGCUGCCACGUUAUAUCUAAAUAUUCUUUACUACUGAUUGUAAUAAAGAAUAUUUUGAGCUGUACUUUUAUGUUACUGGUACGUCUUGUCCAUGGAUCAUGAAACAGCAGCUUGUGGUGCCCAAAAUGAGUCAUUUCAGUCAUCCUGGCAACUGGCUGCCAAGGUAACCGCAAUACAAAUCUGUAUGCAGCGUCCUAAUAUCCAGAUUUAUUCCAGCCGUGGUGCUGAAGACGUGAACGAAUCUGGUGCUUUUAUCCCAGCCUGAACACCCGGAGCCGCCAGCUGGACCUGCUCGGCUGCAGGCUCGGAGAGGAUUCCACACAGAGCUGGCAAAGCAAAAUGAACCUGUAGAAAUAUUCUCGGUGGGAUCUACGUGCACAUCGUCUUUUACACGUUAGCGCUCAACUCAGCGAGUUUGUUAGAAAUAGCAAAUAGUGAACAUUGUAGGUUAGUUUUAGUGGAAAACCACCAAGUUCUAAUACAUCAAUGAGUGUUUUAUUUAUUUCUUUCAUUUUUAAUUUGCCAUUAGAUGCUAGUAUCUGGUUAGGAAACAGUAUUUUUAAAAGAUUUUUAUUACUUGAUCCAUAAAAUGUGAACAUGUUUUCCCCUGAGCCAGCAGCGGCUCGCGGAGCCGAUGGAUCCAGAUGUUAGGAUAACGUGCAGUGUGUGUGUUUCUAAAUAAAACCUGAACGUCGGGAUGAAUCGGCUUCAUGAAUUUUAAUACAACUCUAAUUAAAACUCUGUCCUCUGUAGUUUGUGAGCUGAAUGGAUUUUGGAGAGUUGUGUGUUUAAAGGAUGAAUUGUAGUUUGAUGGAAUGAAGCACUGUGUGUGUCAGUGUGUCGGUCACAUGUCCAGCCUCUCAGUAAAGCUGCAGGAAACCUAAA